Molecule: messenger RNA, 1266 nt
Organism: Closterium sp. NIES-65
Lineage: Eukaryota; Viridiplantae; Streptophyta; Zygnematophyceae; Desmidiales; Closteriaceae
Source: the annotation of a GenBank genome assembly
AUGAAGGUUCCGUACACGAUUAAAUUCGCGGACGUGUCCAAGUCGUUUUACAUUCUUAACUACCUCGCGAACUCGGUGUGCAAGUUCCCGACCGGGCCGACGAUUUUCCUGCCGACAAAUCAGGCGUGGAGCGACGCGCUCGAGGGGUACAAGAAGAGCCGCAGCAGCGGCGCGCUGUACGAAGCGCUCGACGCGGUCGCGAGCGAUCGGAUCAAGAACGCGAUUGUCUGGGCGGGGAGUAAGACCAUGAUAAACAGCACUGAGCUGUCGCGUCUCGCUGAUAAGGCGAAAUCGUGCAAAACGCUCACGACGCAUCCGAUCGGGGAGGCCGCGCGGACCGCGCUCUACAACCUGAUGUCGUUCCACACGGCGGCUUCUCGGGUUACGAUCUUGAAUCUGGAUAGCCAGUGUACCGCCACAGGCACGUCUUUCAAGACCGCGUUCAAUAGCAACAACCUGAACUUCAAGUGCAACAGCACCGACACUGGUUUCAUCUCCGGUUCGGACCCCCUUGCAUCUGGCGCAACUGCUGGUACUCCGUCUGCUGUGGCAAUGAUCGACGAGCCGCAGAAGGAUUAUUUCUACGUCAACGCGGUUGUCUUCCCCAGCAACAUCUCCUCCCUGCCUGGUGCCGUUGCCUCUGUCUCACGUCUCUUCACUGCUCUGCUGGUCUUCGCCUCUGCUCUUGCCUCUGCCGCUGCUACUGUCUCGCGUCUCUUCACUGCUCUGCUGGGUGGAGCGGCGCCUGCCGCCUCUGCUCGCUGCCAGCUGUGCUCGCAGCCAGCUGUGCUCGCAGCCAGCUGUGCUCGCUGCCAGCUGUGCUCGCUGCCAGCUGUGCUCGCUGCCAGCUUCUUACCCUCAUACUCGCUGUCCCACCCACCACACACCCCUCCCCCCCUCCCCAAACCCCCCCACACCUCCACAGGUAUCAGAGAUAGGCGACGAGCGCCCCAUCUCCACCUGCGCCCUCUCCCCCGACGCCUCUCUCCUCGCCACCUCCGGGUAUCAGAGAUAGGCAAUGAGCCCCCCAUUUCUUCCUGUGCUCUCUCCCCCGACGCAUCUCUUGUCGCCACCUCGGGGUGGAGCGGCGCCUGCCGCCUCUGGUCGCAGCCAGCUGUGCGGGCGGCGGGCGCACUGCGCGGCCACUCAGAGCGCGCCACUUGUGUGGCCAGGCACCCCCACGCGCUCUCCUCUCUCCCCGCCUCCGGCCCCAACCUUGUCACGGCUGGUGCUGACAGGUACGACAGGUGCAGGAAUGGGGGGUAG